This is a messenger RNA of Sorghum bicolor (sorghum), 1379 nucleotides long. Its product is annotated as glycine-rich protein 2. The transcript has a single exon. The record is from RefSeq and is a predicted model, not a curated record. Gene Ontology annotation, molecular function: zinc ion binding; nucleic acid binding. Lineage: Eukaryota; Viridiplantae; Streptophyta; Magnoliopsida; Poales; Poaceae. Bases 123 to 878 code for a protein of 251 amino acids.
GUCCACGGUCCGAGUAGAUAAGAUCGCGCAGACGGGUUGGGGAAGAAGGAGAGAAAAAAAAAAAAAUCGCAGCCUGCCAGACUAACCCUAGCAUCUCAUCUCAGCAGCAGCUAGGGUUUGAGAUGGCGGCGGCGGCGCGUCAGCGGGGGACGGUGAAGUGGUUCAACGAUACCAAGGGCUUCGGCUUCAUCUCCCCCGAGGACGGCAGCGAGGACCUGUUCGUGCACCAGUCGUCGAUCAAGUCGGAGGGCUUCCGCUCCCUCGCCGAGGGCGAGGAGGUUGAGUUCUCCGUCUCGGAGGGCGACGACGGCCGCACCAAGGCCGUCGACGUUACCGGCCCUGACGGAUCUUACGUCAAGGGCGGGAGUGGAGGAGGCGGAGGCGGCGGGGGUGGCUACGGCUCCCGCGGAGGCGGCGGAUCUGGCGGUGGCGGCCGCAGCUAUGGCGGUAGCUGGGGCGGCGGCCGGAGAUCUGGCGGCGGAGGUGGAGCCGGCGCCUGCUACAAGUGUGGCGAGCCUGGCCACAUGGCCAGGGACUGCCCCAGCGCCGACGGCGGCGGUGGAGGCUACGGUGGCGGCGGUGGCGGCUACGGAGGUGGCGGAGGUGGCUGCUUCAAGUGCGGUGAGCCUGGCCACAUGGCCAGGGACUGCCCCAGCGGAGGUGGAGGCUACGGCGGUGGCGGCGGCGGCGGCUACGGUGGUGGUGGCGGCGGCGGCGCCUGCUACAACUGCGGCCAGACCGGCCACAUGGCCAGGGACUGCCCCAGCGGUGGUGGUGGCGGUGGAGGGAGGUUCGGCGGCGGCGGCGGCGGCGGCGGCGACCGCUCCUGCUACAACUGCGGCGAGGCCGGCCACAUCGCCCGCGACUGCCCCACGUAAGGUGGGUCCCGGUCCGGGCCCCGUCCCGCCAGAUCAGAUCGGAUCGCUCCACCACCUGCUGGUCUGAUGGCGCCGCCUCCCCCCUUCUAGAUCUCGCCUAAGAAACCUCUCACUGUGUCUCUCUCAGAGUAUCGCUUUAGUUUUGCCGAUCCGGGCGCCCAUGAGCGCCCGCCGCCGCCUCCUCCUUCCACCCUGCUGCAGAGGAGUGCGUCAGUCCGUCCAUCCGUCCGUCGUUUUCAGAUUUUGUUUCCCCAUCUUGGGUUCGUUUGGUUCGUAGAAGAACUCAAGUUAAGUUAUCAUCAUCGAGUGUGCUUGGUCUCGUUGUCAGUCGUUGUUAAGGUUUUAAGAAGAAUUGAGAAGUGAGAUGGAUUGGUCUUGUGUUGCCGAGGAGAUGUCAAAUCUGCCUCUCUCUCUUUUUUUUUGUGGUUUUGUUCUUCCAGACUGAGGAAGGGAGAUCAGAUGAUUAUUAUCCCAGAUUAAUCGUGCUUGCUUGUUAUUUCC